AUGAUUUCGGAGGCGUCAAAUAAGAUUAAUUCUGAGUCUAUUGAAAGUGGCAAUACUUGGACUGAAUGUGUUUUUGAAACAACAAAUCAAUUUAUAACUAGUGAGGUAUUCAAAAGUCGGAAUGAAUUAGUUAACUGGACUCGUGAAGAAGGAAGAAAGUGUGGAAUAGUAGUUGUAAUCAGGAGGUCUGAUGCUCCAGGGAAUUGUAGGUUAAAAAGAGGGCGAAUAACUUUUGGUUGUGAGAGAGGUGGCUUUUAUCAAAAGAAUAGUAUAGCCUCAGAAUGCAUGCAAAAGAAGAAACUUAAUGCCAGUUUGAAUCCUCAAAAGAAGAAGCGUGAUAGGAGUGGUGGUACAAAGAGGUGUGGUUGCCCAUUUCGCUUGAAGGGCAAAAAUGUUGGCCCUGAGGAUGAGUGGACCCUUGAGGUGGUAAAUGGGAUGCAUAACCAUCAUGCUGCAAAGUAUCCUGAAGGGCAUUCCUUUCUGGGGCGAUUAACCAAGGAAGAAAAUAAUUUGUUGGUUGAUAUGUCAAAGAACUUGGUGAAUCCAAAAGAAAUAUUAUACACUUUGAAGCAAAAUGACCCACUCAAUUCAAGCACUAUGAAGACAAUCUACAAUGCUCGACAUAUUCAAAGGGUGGUUGAAAAAGCUGGUAGGUCAGAGAUGCAAAUAUUGCUAAACAAUUUGCAGAGAUACAAUUAUGUGGAGUGGCAUAGGAGUUACGACAUAGAGAACAUUGUGAGUGACUUGUUCUGGACUCAUCCUGAUAGUGUAAAUCUACUACGUGCAUUUCCUUAUGUUUUAAUAAUGGAUGCCACAUACAAGACAAAUAAGUUUCGAUAUCCAUUGUUAGAGAUUGUGGGGGUGACAUCUACAGAGUUAACAUUCCAUGCUGCAUUUGCAUACAUCCAUGCUGAGAAAGAAGAAAAUUAUGUAUGGGCUUUAUCUAGAUUGAAGAGUGUGAUGAAUGAAGACUGUCUUCCAAGUGUGAUUGUUACUGACAGAGAGCUAGCACUCAUGAAUGCUAUUCGUCGAGUGUUCCCUGCUGCUCAACAUUUAUUGUGCAGAUGGCAUAUUAAUAGGGCAGUGUUGGGAAAAUGCAAAAAGCUUGUUGAUAACCAAGUGAAGUUUAAAAAGUUGAUGCAGGCAUGGAACACAUUGGUCUUUUCAGAUACGAUACCUGACUAUGAAAGACAUUUACAUGAGUUCGAGAGAGACUACAAAAAAUAUGAUGAAGUACUAACCUAUGUGAAAGGCACUUGGUUGAAUGAAUAUAAGGAAAGAUUUGUUGAAGCAUGGACGAACAAUUAUAUGCAUUUUGGAACGAUGACUUCAAACAGGUGA
Molecule: messenger RNA, 1341 nt
Organism: Rosa chinensis
Lineage: Eukaryota; Viridiplantae; Streptophyta; Magnoliopsida; Rosales; Rosaceae
Product: protein FAR1-RELATED SEQUENCE 5-like
Exons: 3
Coding region: 1-1341 (446 amino acids)
Molecular function (GO): DNA-binding transcription factor activity, RNA polymerase II-specific
Source: RefSeq, a predicted model, not a curated record